Rhagoletis zephyria (snowberry fruit fly) is the source of this 2067-nucleotide messenger RNA. RefSeq lists its product as uncharacterized. Gene Ontology annotation, molecular function: glycosyltransferase activity. Lineage: Eukaryota; Metazoa; Arthropoda; Insecta; Diptera; Tephritidae. Gene Ontology annotation, cellular component: cytoplasm. The record is from RefSeq and is a predicted model, not a curated record.
ACGCAAAAAUGGCCAGUUCAAAGAUUAUAUUGAAAGUCCUUCUCUCCCUUUGCGUUUGGUCCUUUGUCAUAAUUGGCCUCUUCAAAAUGCAUGGCACCAAUCUAGUCUCGCAGGAGUACAGCGCUGUGCCACUGAGUGGCCGCAUUUUGCUGCAGAAGGACAUAUUGCGGUAUGCGGAAACUACAUCGACGACAACGGAUCGUUUUGAUCCUUCCGAAAUAUUGGUGGACAAUCGGACAGCCAUGGACGAUGAUCAGCUAGUGCGCGAUGUCGAGUCACGCAUCCCCUCUCUACCGAUCGCCUAUUGGAGCAAGAAUAAAAAUUUCCGUCAGCAGAAGUCCAAUACAUGCGCCAAAUAUCCGUCCAUCUUCGAGCUGGAAUUCAACAACAUUUACUGGCAAACGAUGCGCACCUCUAACGGUACCUUUCAGCUGUUUGGCGCCUACUACGACAUACGUAAGACUUCGCGCAUUGGGCCGACGGUGCGCAUACUCGGCAUGAUCGAUCGCAUACAGCCGACAGUGAAGACCUACUGUCAAUUCUGGUUCGACGGUCAGAAGGAGCCCUUCAUUGUAAAGACCUUUGAAUACAAAUACAUCUGGUACAACAAGUGGGGCAACUACAAGCAGGGCAUCCAUCAGCCCUACCUGAUAGCUUGCCAGAUACCGAAACCCUUCCACGGCGUAGUGCCCAGCUCUGUGUCGAUGGUGGAGAAGGAAUGCGACACGGCAACAAACAACUUGCGCGUCAUCUACAAUCGGCCGCCAGAUGACCAGAAGAAAGGCUUCGCGGUUUGUGUCAAAGGCUUAGACUUCCUUUACGACGAUCUGUCUGUGCGACUGAUUGAAUGGAUUGAGAUGCUGAAUAUUUUAGGCGCCGACAAGAUCUACUUCUACAACCUGCAAGUUCAUCCGAACAUCACAAAAGUGCUAAACCACUACGAGCAGGAGGGAAAAGUGCAGGUCAUACCGUUGACGCUACCAGGUGGACAACCGAACGUGCCCGGCUUCCAGCAUCUCUACCUCACCAAGAAGACGAAUCACAAGCGCCAGAACGAAGUCAUACCCUACAAUGAUUGCCUCUACAAGAAUCUCUAUCUGUACAAGUACAUCGCGUUGCUGGACAUCGACGAGGUCAUCAUGCCGAAGGGCAACUUUGUGCUCUGGUCGGAGCUGAUGGAGAAGGUGGUUCCCGAGUCGCUGCAAAUCAAACCGGAGGGCUACAACAGCUACAAUUUUCGGAACGUCUACUUCCUCGAUGACCAACAGCACGAGCAUGGCUGGCACAAGGACAUACCCAAGUACAUGCAUAUGCUGCAGCACGUGCACCGCGCCAAAAACUACACCAAACCCAACCAGUACGUCAAAUGUUUCCAUGACCCAGAGCGCGUGCUCACGCUGCACAAUCACUUUCCGCUCGCCUGCCUCGGUGGUGUCUGCAAAUCCUACCCGGUAAAUACGACCGAUGCGCAGCUGCAGCACUAUCGCGCCGAUUGCGUGAAUACGUUGAAGAAAAGCUGUGAGGAGUACCGCGAGAACUCGGUCGAAGACAAGACGAUCUGGAAGUACAAGGACGAGCUGAUACGACGCACUUUCCGCACGCUCGAUACGCUGGGCUUCUUUAAGCGGCCGCUCGGCUACAGCAACAGCAACGGCGGCAUUGGCUCGACGACGCAUGCCAGUGAGCGGUGAUUUCUGGGCAGUUGGUGGGCGGGCGGCAGCAAUAGCUGGUUGGGAGGCGGCGGUAGUGGUAGUGGCGCGGGCUAUGCGGCAGAUUAUUACGAGCGCGAGCGCUGGCGGGAUACGGCAGCGGGCAGCAAUGAGUUUUCCUGAUAAUUCUGAGCGGAAUUUUGAAGCGAACGACAGGUAAACUAUGAAUGACAUGAAUUGGUUUACUAUUUGUUUCGUACUCGUGAGCGUGCUUGAAUAAGCUUUUAGCGCAAAAGCCUCCCGCAACUGCGCGAGCGAGCGAAACUCCACUACGAAAACGAUUCUCCCCUCAACUAGUUUCAAGGCAUCAGCCUCUAAACCCUCGACCCACAAAAGCCUAUUAUAAAAUAAUAAAAAA